UCCGUUAUUUUUUCUAUAGCCGGGAAUCUGAGAUUCGUGUCGCGGAUACGGGGACCGAUUUGGUGGCCACGGUUCAUUCUUUUAGAUCCCAGGGGCGAGAGGCUAGCAUUUAUAAAAGGAACAGAGCAUCCACCUCGUAUACUAACAAAUACACACACGAUGGUCAAGGACAAUUUUCUCAGCGGCCGGAUAGUGCUGAUGAGUGCAUUUGGCCUGAUCCUGUUCCUGCUUCCGCACAGUAUCGCCCUAAAAGAAGGCGAUUGUGAAGUUUGUGUCAAAACGGUCGACGUGUUCGUGAAUACUCUGUCGGAGGAGGUGAAAAAGGACACCAAAAGGAUAGAGGAAGAGUUCCGAUCAUUCUGUAAAAAGUCCAAAAAUAAGGAACAACGCUUUUGCUAUUAUCUAGGUGGCGUUGAGGAUUCGGCCACCGGUAUCUUAGGCGAGCUAUCAAAACCCAUCAGUUGGUCCAUGCCGGCAGAGAAAAUCUGCGAAAAGCUCAAGAAAAAGGACGCUCAAAUUUGCGAUCUGCGUUAUGACAAACAGAUCGAUGUAAACGCCGUGGAUCUGAAGAAGCUGAAGGUUCGCGAUCUCAAGAAGAUUCUCUCCGACUGGGAUGAGGAGUGCGACGGGUGCCUGGAAAAGACUGACUUCAUCAAGCGCAUCGAAGAGCUGAAGCAUAAGUACGUUAAGACGGAACUGUAACGCCGUCUGCGGAUGCUGGAUCUCGCCGUGCUUACACUCGCCAUCGUCAUUGCCUUCUCAGUUUGCUACCGUCUCGUUUUUCGGCAUCAUCUGGUGUAGUACUCGCCGGGGGUGGUUAUUUAUUGUGCAUUCUGUUCCUUCUCCUCAAUACGAGAGUAUCGUGGUGCUGUUUCUCUGGUUCUGGUCCGUGUCAAGAACACGUCAGAUGGCGGAGAAGCUUCCAAAACACUGGGCAUUAGAAGGGCAAAUUAAAGAGCCAAAGCGACGAAGAUACUGACGGUGUACCAUACGUGAGCGAGAGUUAACGCCACGAACAAUCGCAGAACGACGCGGCCGGUGUAGAGUAAACGCAGAUAACGAAUGAUGUUCGUAUGGAAUAAUAAACCCCGUUAU
This is a messenger RNA of Anopheles nili, 1095 nucleotides long. It is a transcript of the gene Manf, whose product is annotated as mesencephalic astrocyte-derived neurotrophic factor homolog. Gene Ontology annotation, cellular component: endoplasmic reticulum. Lineage: Eukaryota; Metazoa; Arthropoda; Insecta; Diptera; Culicidae. Bases 160 to 702 code for a protein of 180 amino acids. The transcript is spliced from 5 exons. Gene Ontology annotation, biological process: dopaminergic neuron differentiation; neuron projection development. The record is from RefSeq and is a predicted model, not a curated record.